This is a messenger RNA of Aspergillus tubingensis, 369 nucleotides long. RefSeq names its product CHY zinc finger protein. Gene Ontology annotation, biological process: protein import into mitochondrial intermembrane space. The transcript has 6 exons. Bases 1 to 369 code for a protein of 122 amino acids. Gene Ontology annotation, cellular component: mitochondrial intermembrane space. Lineage: Eukaryota; Fungi; Ascomycota; Eurotiomycetes; Eurotiales; Aspergillaceae. The record is from RefSeq and is a predicted model, not a curated record. Gene Ontology annotation, molecular function: zinc ion binding.
AUGUGUAAACACAUCCUGAACGCUCAAGUGGCCAUCCGCUCUCCCUGCUGCAAAAAAUGGUUCGACUGCGCCGAAUGCCACCAAGAACAAGAAUCGCACUCGCUCACCAAAACCACUGAAAUGGUCUUCGCCUGCAAGAAAUGCAAGAAAUGUUUCCGGAAAGACGCGACGGAGUUUGAUGAGAGUGACGAGUACUGCCCGCACUGCGAUAACCAUUUCGUGAUUGACGCUGUGACGCCGACGCCCACGUUGCAGGUCGAGGGUGAGGAUGCGAGAAUCGAUGCCAGAAUGCUCAAAGACGACCGUGUUCGCGGACACCAGGAACGCUCCAUCUUCAACUUCAAGGAUAUUUCCGAUCGCUUGGGUUAG